CUCACGCUUUCCUCCUGUGACCUCAGGCUGGACCUGCUGCAUGUCUGCUAGCCUUUAGCUUCAAAAAAAGCCUUUGGGAGCUCUUCAGAAACACCUUAAACUAACCGAGGACUGUUUUACAGCGACUUGUUCGCCGUGCGCACAGCUGACCCGACAGAGAGGAGCCGGCCAGAGGGAGACAUGUCCGCUAUCGAAGAGCUUUCCCCCGCUGCGGGCCCGGUGUCUAUCCGGCCCCCCGAGGACGAGAUUGACGACGAUGAAGAUGAAGAUCUGGAUGAGACUCUGACAGAGAGGUUGUGGGGCCUGACAGAGAUGUUUCCCGACACAGUUCGCACCGCUGCUGAGGUUUCUGCACAAUGCUCUGUCUCAGUGAUGAAGAAGUUUUACAGUUUUUCCCGCGCGGCCCUCUGGGUGGGCACUACCUCCUUCAUGAUCCUUGUACUGCCUGUGGUGUUUGAGACGGAAAGAUUACAGCUGGAGCAGCAGCAGCUUCAACAGCAGAGACAGAUCCUGUUGGGGCCCAACACUGGAAUGUCUGGUGGGAUGCCGGGCAUGAUGCCUCCUGCUCCUGGAAAAAUGUGAGGGAGACAAGAAGGACCAAACACGAGCCUGAGAUCUGCUGGAAUAACAAACAAUAAUGUGGAGGCCGGCCACAAGGAGAGACAGAGAGACCAAAGAGAAGGAGAAAGAACUGCAGUGAUAAAAAAAGAAGCAAAAGCUGCGUGACAACCACAAAAACCUUAGGCUGACUCAACUGUAUUGGGUUGACUAAGAGGAGGAGGAGGAGGAGGAUGCGAUGCGUGUCUAACACUUCUCUCUCACUGUCUCUCCUUACUCCAACAUAAUGCAGAGACUGAUUUGCAGGAGCACUGGGCUUCUAUUUUCUUUUUUCUUUUUUUUAAAUGAAUACUUCUAUAACAUAAAUAAUGUGUUCUUUAGGGGAUAGCGGGUACAGGUGGAUAAAUUAAAAGAAAGAAAAAUCCAGAGGUUACCAAUAUGUCUCAGUGUUUGCAGUCUGAAGAAGGUUAAGCUCACUCCAUCAUCAUGUGCUUGCUUGGUUUCACUUGUAUGUGGAGAAUUAUGUUAUUAGAAUAUCUGACAGACAGGUCAGAUGCAACAUGACAAGGGGAGCAUACAACAAUAAGUUUAUAGUGAAGGAAAAAAUAGAUUGGCCUCUGGAAGUCCUAUGAACUAAAUGACACCUUUUCUCUUGGUGCAUUUCUGUUUGUCACAAUUCACUAUUGUACUGUGUAUAUAUAUAUAUAUCAAAGUGCAAUCUCACUCAAAACUGGUUCUAGUAAUUGAUUUUUUAAAGAUGGUUUUCUGGUUUUAAACAAUGGAUUGUAUGAGUCAACGACACCACAUUUCAUGCUGUUCAAAAGAUUCAAAGAUUGUUGUGUCGUUUUCCAUUGCUAGCAUGUGAAAUUAAGAUAGGAGACGCCUCAUAUAUCUUUGGACAAGUGUGAUAGUGACGGUUGGUGGUAACGUUGUGAUGCCAGAUGUCUCAAUGUUACCAUGUCCAGUCUUUAGACAGUUAUUUUCUUUACUCUGUUGUCAUUCAUGUGAAAAUGUUCCAAUCUUUUGCCUCUGUUCACUUAGCAAACACAUGUCUCUGUUCUGUGUUCAACAUGACUGCGGUAUUAAAACACCAAA
Molecule: messenger RNA, 1653 nt
Organism: Scomber scombrus (Atlantic mackerel)
Lineage: Eukaryota; Metazoa; Chordata; Actinopteri; Scombriformes; Scombridae
Gene: tomm22
Product: translocase of outer mitochondrial membrane 22 homolog (yeast)
Exons: 4
Coding region: 181-582 (133 amino acids)
Biological process (GO): intracellular protein transport
Cellular component (GO): mitochondrial outer membrane
Source: RefSeq, a predicted model, not a curated record